CACACACACACACACACACACACACACACACACACACAUUCAAACGCCUUAGAUGAUGGUGGACUCCACGCUGGUUCAAGUGGGCAAGAAUCUGAGUGAAGCCAUGAAGAUCCUGGAAGAUGGACAGAGAGAGCUGGAGCCGGGAACAGAGAGGAGGCGUUUCAGCAGAACCAGCAUCCCUGGACCGCUGCAGGGAGACGGUCAGGAUGUCGCCACUAUUCUGCACUUAGUUCACAACCUCAUUCAUGAAGAGGAAGAGACAGAGGACAAACCCAGCCAACAUAGAAUGCAGAAUGUGGGUGAACAGGGUCACAUGGCGCUGCUGGGUCACAGCCUGGCGGCCUACAUCUCAGUGCUGGACAGAGAGCGACUGCGGAAGCUGACCACACGGAUCCUGUCUGACACCACACUAUGGCUCUGCAGACUGUUCAGGUAUGAGAACGGUUCAGCCUACUUCCAUGAGGAUAACAGGGAUGGCCUGGUCAAAGUUUGUCGGCUGAUCAUCAAUGCCCGCUAUGAAGAAUACGCCUCUGAGGGCUAUUCAGUGCUAAGCUUCAAACAGCCAAUCAUCUACCAGAGUGCGUCCUGCAGGCCUGGUCUGGGACAACACCUCUGCAGCCAGCUCGGCCUGCCUCUCUCCAGUUUGUGCACAGUCCCAUGCAACACCAUCUUUGGAUCCCAACACCAAAUGGAUGUUGCCCUGUUGGACAAACUGAUCAAAGAGGACGUGGAGGCAGGGAAGCUUCCUCUGCUAUUGAUCGCUAAUGCAGGCACCCCUGGGGCAGGUCAUACAGACAAGUUGGGUCGCCUGAAGGACCUGUGUGACCAGUACAAAAUGUGGCUUCAUGUGGAGGGGGUCAACCUGGCAACCCUGGCGCUUGGGCAGGUCACCUCUGCCGUCAUGGCGGCCACCAGAAGUGAUAGUAUGACACUGACACCGGGUCAGUGGCUGGGACUGCCUGCUGUUACCGCUGUCACCCUCUACAGACAUGAAGACCCAGCACUGUCUCUGGCAGCAGGUCUGACCUCUAGUCAGCCGGUGGAGAAGCUGCGAGCGCUGCCUCUCUGGCUCUCUCUGCAGUACCUCGGUCACAAUGGAAUUGUCCAGAAGAUCAAACAUGCCGCCGCUCUGAGCCAGCAACUCCUGCAGAAACUGAAAUCUUUGGCCUCAAUCAAGACAUCGGUGGAGGAUGAACUCAACUCACCUGUGGUGCUGUUCAAGUUCUCCCAGGAAAUGAGUGCUGCGUCCAGUGGGGGCUCAGUGGAGGGAUACUGUGCUGGGGAGAAAGAGGUCCUGGAUGCCUUCAACAGAUGGCUGGGUGAACAGCUCGCUCAGUUGGUUCCCACCAGUGGAGUAGAUGUGGUGGAGCUUGAAGACGAGGGAACCUGUGUUCGCUUCAGCCCCCUCCUGACUGCUGCAGUCCUGGGCACCCAGCAUAAGGAUGUUGAGGACCUGGUGGAGAAGCUGAUGGAGCUAGUGCCUGUGAUGAGCUCCACAAUGUGCCUCCGACAGGACUUCAGAGAGGAGACCCACCGACACGCAGCCACGCUCAGAUACAUGGAGGAGCUCAGCUGGCCUGGCCUGGGAGCUGUCCGGUACGAGCCGCAGGCUGAAGAGAUGGAUGAGAGCAGGAGGAAGCAGGAGCUGGAAAAAAUUAACACCGAGCUGCUGAAGAAACUACAAGAGCUUGACACGGACAUCAUCUUCUCCACUGGUCCUGAGUUUGGAACAGAGGAGGGCUGUAUCUUUAUUGGCAUGGUGACUGAGGACGUUGAUGUUUCAGAAUUGGUGGAUACAAUAGCUGCCUUGGGGAGGGACAUAGAGGAGAGCGGAAGGCUGUUGGAGAACAUGACAGAGGUGGUGAGGAAAGGCAUCCUGGAGGCAGAGCUGCAGCUACAGAAGGCCAAUGAGGAGAAACUCAUGGAGGAGGGGAUGCUGAGGCAGCUUCCUCUGGUCGGCUCUGUUUUAAACUGGUUCUCUCCAGUUCAGAGCUCCAUAAAGGGAAGGACCUUUAACCUGGCUGCAGGUUCCCUGGACUCCACAGAGGUAACAUACUCCACCAAGGCCCAGGCAGGAAGGCCGUCCUUGCAGGACACUCCCACCUCCUCAUCAAAGAGACUGCCAGGUCAGAGGUUAUUCCAGCGCCCAGGGGCGAGCUCCGACUCCUUCAGUGAGACCAGCUCCAUCGGACAAGCCGAUGACACGACCAGGGAGGAGAGUGUCACUGUGAGCAGCAGCAUCCACCCUCCCCCCACUCCACCUGCACCAGAGGACUCACACACUGGAAGUGACGUCUCACCUCAGGAAGUCCAGGAGUCCUCUGAGCAGGUGCAGGCACAGGUGGAGACUGAGGAGGCCUCAGAGGAAAGGCCGUCUGAAGACCAAGAGGUGGAGCAGAGCUUUAGAUAGGACGAGUCUGUGCACGUGUCUUCCAGCUGUCCUCUAAAUGGUGCCAGCCUAACAGAUGUUUAAAAAGGGAUUUCAGUGUGAAUGUAACUUUUCCAGAUGUGAAGGAAAACCGAUGGAACUAGAUCAGGCAGCGUGUCUCCGUCUGAUGUGUCAGGUCAGAGAGGACCUCAGAGUUAAAAGAGAAAUCCACCCAUGGAUACAUUUACAUUGUACCUGAUGCAUUCUACUGAUUUAGUGAUAGAGUUUUAAUAUAUGUUUCCUCUGCCUGAAGUCUGAUCGCUCACAUUUUUCUUGCCAUGUUUAAUCACUCCUGUAGGGACAUAAACAAGCUGUUUUCAUUUCAUUCAUUCACCUAUGACUUGUUAGUGAAAUGAGCAGUGAUGGGUCUGUUGAGGCUCCUGUCUGGGGGUGAACAGGUGUACCGUACCUGCCUCUGUAUGAUUGCUGCCUUUACACUGAUGAGAAAUGUUCUGCUGUCAAACACUACAAAUAUCUUUGACUCCUGUCAUCUCUGGCUUACUGUGUAUUCAAGAAUACACUUGACCACAGGAUGGAGUGAAGUGUUUCUGGGUGGAUUUUUCCUUUAAACACAGGAUGGAAUAGAGUUCAGUGACUCUGUCUUGAUUUUUACACUGAUCUCUGUGUGUGUCCUGAUCAUAGAGCAGAGGAGUAGCCAUAUUGCACACUGAUUUUUUUUAGAUAUAAAGAAAAAUAUGAUUCUUUAAUAUUCCAUUCACCUGAGCACUCAACUGGAAAUAAAGCAGCUAAAUAUUUAAGCAAUGAGUGCUGCAAUUAAAAUGUUUAGAUUCCUCACUGUAAAUAGUCUACACGCAAAAUGUAUUUAACUUGCCCAAUUACUGACUAUAAUAAUUUAUGAUCAAAUUAAUCUGUAGAGGAAGAGAAGUAUUUAAUUACAAAUGGCUCCUAAUGACAGCAGUCACCUGCUUCCAAGCUUCAAACACUCCCUUCAUGUGUGCACUGCCCCGCAACACUGUGAUGGAUCGUUAGAGUCACUGCAGGAAAAAUAUAGUCCAAAUAUUCUGAGAAAUCAAACAUUAUGAGGAUGAAAAAAAAAAUUCACAAAAC
Molecule: messenger RNA, 3496 nt
Organism: Seriola dumerili (greater amberjack)
Lineage: Eukaryota; Metazoa; Chordata; Actinopteri; Carangiformes; Carangidae
Gene: pdxdc1
Product: pyridoxal dependent decarboxylase domain containing 1
Exons: 22
Coding region: 53-2410 (785 amino acids)
Biological process (GO): carboxylic acid metabolic process
Cellular component (GO): intracellular membrane-bounded organelle
Molecular function (GO): pyridoxal phosphate binding; carbon-carbon lyase activity
Source: RefSeq, a predicted model, not a curated record